AUUGUUUAAAGAGUAAUAAUGUCCAUGCAAUUUUGGGAGAAAUUCAAGGAAGCUUGAGCUGGUCAGUAGGGAAUGGUAAAUCCGUUAAUUUCUAUCAUCUUCUUACAUGUUCUCUCAAGCUCCACUACUUCUCCAAUGUCUAUCACAAUUUCAUCAAUGACUUCAAGCUAUGCUUGUGUAACGAUGAGCUCGUUGGAUCUGACUUUGUAUUCUUAUUUUUCAUAUAAACUUCAGACUUCAAACCUUCACUUUCUACUCAUGCAAGUCAGAAAAGAUGGAAAUCCAAGAAUGGAGAUUUCGCCGGCAAUUGGUGCUGGUUCCAUUGCCGCUCCAAGGGCACUUAAAUCCAAUGCUUCAGCUAGGAGCCAUUCUUCACUCCAAGGGUUUCUCCAUCACAAUUGCUCAUACCCAUUUCAAUUCUCCCAACCCUUCCGAUCAUCCUAACUUCAUCUUCCUUCCCUUAUCAGUUGGAUUUUCUAGCUUCACUCCAUUCCGUGAUGACUUCAUAGCCUUUCUCUCAAUCCUAAAUACUAACUUUGAAACCCCACUCCGAGAAUUAUUGACUCAGAUGAUUCAGAAGCAGGGCCAAGAUGAUAAGCUCCCAUGCAUUAUCUAUGACGGAUUAAUGUAUUGUGUUGCAGAAAUAACUCAAUCUCUGAAGCUUCCAGGCAUCGUCUUGCGCACUAGCUGUGCAGCUAAUCUACUUGCAUACUAUGCUUUCCCUGGUCUCCGAAACGAAGGCUAUCUUCCUGUGCAAGAUUCAUCACUAUUGAACAUUGUGCCUGGAUUUCAUCCCCUCAGAUUCAAGGAUCUUCCGGCUCAUAGCUUCAGCUUAGAUGUGAUGCUACAGUUGAUGGCAACCUUACGCGAUACAGGAUCAUCCUCAGCCAUCAUAUGGAACACCAUGGAUUUCCUGGAGGAAUCAUCACUAGAGCAGAUUCAAAAGCAAUUUCAAAUUCCAGUCUUCCCAAUAGGCCCCAUGCACAAGAUCGUUACAGCCGCUUCUACCAGCUUGCAAGAAGAAGAAACCAGCUGCGUAAAAUGGCUUGACAGACAAUCUCAGAACACAGUUAUCUACAUAAGCUUGGGAAGUGUCGUUAUCAUAGAUGCGGAAGAACUAGGUGAAAUAUCUUGGGGCCUGGCUAAAAGCAACCAGCCAUUCUUGUGGGUAGUUAGACCUGGAUCAAUCCAAGGUUCAAACUGGAUUGAACUAUUGCCUGAAGGCUUCAGAGAAGCUAUUGGAGAAAGAGGUUGCAUCAUAAAAUGGGCACCUCAAAAGGAAGUUUUAGCACAUGCUGCAGUGGGUGGGUUUUGGAGCCAUUGCGGAUGGAAUUCAACUCUGGAGAGUAUAUCUGAAGGGGUUCCAAUGAUAUGCAGACCGUGUUUCGGAGAUCAAAGGGUUGUUGCAAGAUAUGUGAUUCAUGUAUGGAGAGUAGGCUUGGCAUUGGAGAACAAGUUGGAGAAAGGAGAGAUAGAAAGAACUAUUCGAAGCUUAAUGGUUGACAGGGAAGGGGAGGAGAUGAGACAAAGGGCAAUGGACCUAAAGGAGAUGGCUCAACUUAGCAUAAACAAAGGUGGUUCUUGUUAUAAUUCCCUGAAUGAGUUAGUAGAAUUUAUAGCAUCUAGUUAAUUGCGCAGCUAGCCUGUUGUAUAUUAAAAUUGCCUUGAGGAAUAUUGUAAUUCUAAUAAAGCUAAAAUCACAUACAUAUAUUUUGUUAAUAAUCUAUAAUUUUUCAGUGAUACAAAAUAAUGUAUAGUAUCGAAUAAUGUUCUCGUGAACCUCAG
This is a messenger RNA of Manihot esculenta (cassava), 1785 nucleotides long. Its product is annotated as UDP-glucose iridoid glucosyltransferase. Gene Ontology annotation, molecular function: UDP-glycosyltransferase activity. Bases 275 to 1630 code for a protein of 451 amino acids. NCBI's taxonomy places the organism in Eukaryota, Viridiplantae, Streptophyta, Magnoliopsida, Malpighiales, Euphorbiaceae. The transcript has 2 exons. The record is from RefSeq and is a predicted model, not a curated record.